GGAGCCAGGACUAAGGGAGGACGAGCCGACUGAAUGUAGUCGCCGUGUUUUGCUGAAAGAAAGAAGGCCCACAUUUUGUAUUUGUUGUGAUCGGAGAGCUCCACUCGGGUUCAUCAGCAAGAGACUGGCCAAGGAUACAGAGAGCAGUUUCCAUUCUAAGGUGGAUUCACGCUCCUCUCAGCCAUCUUGACUGCCGCUCGCCGCCCUGAAGGCUGUUUUCUCCUCUCCUCCACCUCGGCUGAAAGUAAACACGGCUUGCAAAUUGCUUGCAACUCCGUGCCAAAUACCGAGUAAAGCGAGAUGGGUUCGCUGCGCAAAAUCUAACCGGACCGGACUCGGAGGGGGCAAAAUUAGACGGCUGAAAGGAUUUAUCCGCUGCUGUUUUUACCAAAGCAGGAGAGGGGGACACAACGCGCCGGAGGGAUGGAGUACGACCUGUUGGGGAUUUACCUGCUCCUCUCACUCGCCCUCCUACCCAGAUCCAGCGGCACCACGGCCAAGGAGAUCACCUGCCAGGAGAUAGCCGUGCCCCUGUGCAAGGGGAUCGGCUACAACUACACCUACAUGCCCAACCAGUUCAACCACGACACGCAGGACGAAGCGGGGCUGGAGGUGCACCAGUUCUGGCCUCUGGUUGAGAUCCAGUGCUCUCCGGACCUGAAGUUUUUCCUGUGCAGCAUGUAUACUCCCAUCUGCCUUGAGGACUAUAAGAAACCGCUGCCGCCGUGCCGGAGCGUCUGUGAGAGAGCCCGGGCCGGCUGUGCGCCUCUCAUGAGGCAGUAUGGCUUUCCCUGGCCGGACAGGAUGAAGUGUGACUUGCUGCCGGUGCAAGGCAACCCGGACACGCUGUGUAUGGACUACAACAGGACCGACUCGACCACGGUUUCCCCGGUUCUUUCCAAACCUACGAACCACCCGAGUAAGGCUUAUAACCCGCACAAAAACAAACCUGGACACAACCGACCCGGCGCGCCUGGUAAAUACAAGCCCCCUGCCGCUCCGUGCGAGCCGGGAUGUAAGUGUCUGGACCCCAUGGUGCCGGUAAACACAGACCGACACCCGCUCUACAACCGGGUGAAAACAGGACAGAUCACCAACUGCGCCAUGCCGUGCCACAACCCGUAUUUUACGCACGACGAGAGAGCGUUCACCGCCUUCUGGAUAGGACUGUGGUCCGUGUUGUGCUUCGUGUCCACGUUCGCCACCGUCGCCACUUUCCUCAUAGACAUGGAGCGGUUCAAGUACCCCGAGAGGCCCAUCAUCUUCCUCUCGGCUUGCUACAUGUUUGUUUCCAUCGGCUACAUCGUCCGCCUCAUCGCCGGACACGAGAAAGUGGCCUGCAACCGGGAGUACGACGUGGAGCACAUCCACUACGAGACCACCGGCCCGGCUCUCUGCACCGUGGUCUUCCUGCUUAUUUACUUUUUCGGGAUGGCCAGCUCCAUCUGGUGGGUCAUCCUGUCUCUAACCUGGUUCCUGGCUGCCGGGAUGAAGUGGGGCAACGAGGCGAUCGCUAGUUACUCCCAGUACUUCCACCUGGCCGCCUGGCUCAUCCCCAGCAUGAAGUCCAUCGCCGUCCUGGCGCUGAGCUCGGUGGACGGGGACUCAGUGGCUGGCAUCUGCUACGUGGGCAACCAGAACCUGGACAACCUGCGGGGCUUCGUCUUAGCCCCUCUGGUGAUUUAUUUAUUCAUAGGCACCAUGUUCCUCCUGGCGGGAUUUGUGUCCCUGUUCAGGAUCCGCAGCGUCAUCAAACAAGGGGGCACUAAAACGGACAAGUUGGAGAAGCUGAUGAUCAGGAUAGGCAUCUUCACGGUGCUCUACACCGUGCCGGCCACUAUCAUAGUGGCGUGCUACUUUUACGAGCAGCACAACAGGCAGAGCUGGGAGAUCACCCACAACUGCGCCUGUCUGCUGGAGCGGGACCGCAGGAGUCCGGACUACGCGGUUUUCAUGUUGAAGUACUUUAUGUGCCUUCUGGUGGGCAUCACGUCGGGGGUGUGGAUCUGGUCGGGCAAGACUCUGGAGUCGUGGAGGACUUUCUGCACCAGGUGCUGCUGGGGCAGUAAGGGCACCAGCGGCUCCAUGUACAGCGAUGUGAGCACAGGACUGACGUGGAGGUCGGGCACGGCCAGCUCCGUGUCUUGCCCCAAGCAGAUGCCAUUGUCCCAGGUUUGAAUAAAAGGCAAAAGCAGCUUAUGAGGACUGCUAAUUGUUUGGGAGAUAACCCAUCACUCCCAGUCUUAAGCAAUUUGCAUAGUAAUGAACUGCUGCUGAGGAGCCCCCACACACCCAUACACACACACACACCUCUCAGUUGGGAGAACUGGUUGAAACAAUGUACCUGGCAUUAACACAGGUUAAUUCCUCCCUGUUUAUAUGUAUUAGAGGUACAGACUGAGGUUUUUCAAGCAAACUGGGCAUUACUUGUUGUAGGCUACCUGUAGGCAGAGAAACAGUUUUGUUCCUAACUUGCUUCAUACAAAGAGCAUUUGGGUUUACUAUAGUGCCAGAUAACAUUGUGUAAUUCAGUCACAUCAAAGAUGGUUUAAAUUAAGCCUUAAUAGUGCCCAAGUAUUUUACGGGUCAUUCUUUUUUUGUAUUUCAAAUGUAUUUAUAUAAUGGUUAUGUACAAACGUGUAAAUUUGUGUAUAAAAGAAAACUUUAUAAGCUAUUGUAAAUUUGUACAAAGUGUAGAUGUCUUUUUGUGAGAAAAAAACAAAUAUGACCUUUAUUUUGACAAUA
Molecule: messenger RNA, 2745 nt
Organism: Myripristis murdjan (pinecone soldierfish)
Lineage: Eukaryota; Metazoa; Chordata; Actinopteri; Holocentriformes; Holocentridae
Gene: fzd8a
Product: frizzled class receptor 8a
Exons: 1
Coding region: 424-2178 (584 amino acids)
Biological process (GO): canonical Wnt signaling pathway; non-canonical Wnt signaling pathway
Cellular component (GO): plasma membrane
Molecular function (GO): Wnt-protein binding; Wnt receptor activity
Source: RefSeq, a predicted model, not a curated record